AUGGCCAGAACCAAGCAGACCGCCCGUAAAUCCACCGGAGGAAAGGCUCCCAGGAAGCAGCUGGCCACCAAGGCUGCCCGUGGGCGCCCAGCCACCGGCGGCGUGAAGAAGCCCCAUCGCUAUAGGCCCGGUACCGUGGCUCUGAGGGAGAUCCGCCGCUACCAGAAGUCCACCGAGCUGCUGAUCCGCAAGCUGCCCUUCCAGCGCCUGGUGAGGGAAAUCGCUCAGGACUUCAAGACCGACCUGCGCUUCCAGAGCUCCGCCAUCAUGGCGCUGCAGGAGUCCAGCGAGGCUUACCUGGUCGGCCUGUUCGAGGACACCAACCUGUGCGCCAUCCACGCCAAGAGGGUCACCAUCAUGCCCAAAGACAUCCAGCUGGCCCGCCGCAUCCGCGGAGAGCGCGCCUAAACCUACCCUACG
Molecule: messenger RNA, 420 nt
Organism: Pseudoliparis swirei
Lineage: Eukaryota; Metazoa; Chordata; Actinopteri; Perciformes; Liparidae
Product: histone H3-like
Exons: 1
Coding region: 1-408 (135 amino acids)
Cellular component (GO): nucleosome
Molecular function (GO): structural constituent of chromatin; DNA binding; protein heterodimerization activity
Source: RefSeq, a predicted model, not a curated record